Messenger RNA from Cryptomeria japonica (Japanese cedar), 784 nucleotides. Its product is annotated as universal stress protein A-like protein. Gene Ontology annotation, molecular function: protein binding; RNA binding. The record is from RefSeq and is a predicted model, not a curated record. Lineage: Eukaryota; Viridiplantae; Streptophyta; Pinopsida; Cupressales; Cupressaceae. Gene Ontology annotation, biological process: RNA modification. The transcript has 4 exons. The coding region runs from base 84 to 458 and encodes 124 amino acids.
AGUACUGCAUUUAAGGAAUUGGUUAAGGAAAUGGUGGUAAAAGUAACUGAAGUGAGGGUUUUUCAGGGCUGCAAUCAACUGUAAUGGGAGGGAGGAAGUUACAAACUUCGAUCCUUCUUCCUACCAAAAUAAAUCAUCAAGAGAAGAAAGUGAAUCACUCGCACAAGAUCAGAUGGCAGAAAAUUAGGGUGCAGUGUUCUACUUUGACGACUCUUGAGAACAGAAGAACAGGUUACAGAAUUCAAAUCCAAAUCUACCUCACCAGAUGCACGAGUAGUAGUGAAUUGGACGAAAUCUGGCUUUUCAAAUGCUAUGUGGUUCCAGAGACAAAGGCAAUGAAUAGAGAUUCCAAAGAUAUCCUCUGCAAUGCCAUGAAGGACCACAAUGCUGACGUUCUAGUGUUGGGAAGUCAUGGAAAAAGACGUAUUAAGAGGAUUUGUACAGAAUGGAUUUGUUGAAAAGGCUUUAGAAACUUUCAAGCGAAUGCAAUUGGUAGGUGUAAAGCCAAAUUCCACAACCUUUGCCAGCAUCCUCACGGCUUGUGCCAAAAUGGGAGCUUUGGAACAGGGUAUGAAUAUCCAUCAAAGCAUAAUGGUUUGGGGGUUUAUUCAGAUUUUAUGGUUGGAAAUGCUCUCGUAGAUGUAUGCAAAAUGUGGAAGCAUAGAAAAGGUAUGUAAAUUGUCUGACAAAAUGCCUCAAAGAGAUGCCAUCUCAUGGAAUGCAAUGAUUGCAGGAUAUGCUCAAAAUGGAUAUUUUGAGGAUGCUCUCACUAUGAAGCACCCUG